CAGAUCAGCAGCGCUGUGGGAAGGGCCGUGGUGACAUCUCUCAGCCCUGUUUUCCCUUUCCCUUUAGCCCCUGCGAGGCCGCUUCAUCCAUUUCCACUCCAUCACCUUCUGGGUCGGCAACGCCAAGCAGGCUGCAUCCUAUUACUGCAACAAGCUGGGGUUCGAGGAGCUGGCGUACCGGGGGCUGGAGACAGGCAGCAGGGAGGUGGUGUCACACGUCAUCAAGCAGGACAAGAUCGUGUUUGUUCUCUCAUCUGCUCUCAACCCAGGCAAUGAGGAGAUGGGGGAGCACCUGGUGAAGCACGGUGAUGGGGUGAAGGACAUCGCCUUCGAGGUGGAGGACUGCGACUUCAUUGUGCAGAAAGCCAAGGAGCGCGGUGCCGCGGUGCUGAAGGAGCCCUGGGUGGAGGAGGACAAAUUCGGGAAGGUGAAGUUCGCGGUGAUCCAGACGUACGGGGACACCACCCACACCCUGAUAGAAAAGCUCAACUACAAAGGCCUCUUCCUGCCCGGGUACCACCCGCCCCUCUUCAGGGACCCCCUGCUGCCAAAGCUACCAAGCGGCAAGCUCAACUUCAUUGACCACGUUGUGGGCAACCAGCCCGACCUCCAGAUGGUCCCAGUGGCAGACUGGUACCAGAAGAACCUGCUCUUCCACCGCUUCUGGUCAGUGGAUGACAAGCAGCUGCACACGGAGUUCAGCGCCCUGCGCUCCAUCGUGGUCACCAACUACGAAGAGACCAUUAAGAUGCCCAUCAAUGAGCCAGCAUUUGGCAAGAAGAAAUCCCAGAUUCAGGAAUACAUUGACUAUUACGGAGGGGCUGGAGUGCAGCACAUCGCGCUGAACACCUCCGACAUCAUCUCAGCAAUCACCAACUUGAAGCAGCGGGGUGUGCAGUUCAUGGAUGUCCCAUCCAGCUACUACCGGAUGCUGCGGGAGAGGCUGAAAACUGCCAAAAUCAAAGUGAAGGAGAACAUCGACAAGCUGGCGGAACUGAAAAUCCUGGUGGAUUUUGAUGAGAAAGGCUACUUGCUCCAGAUCUUCACCAAACCGGUUCAAGACAGACCCACCGUCUUCCUGGAGGUCAUCCAGCGGCACAACCACCAGGGCUUCGGUGCCGGGAACUUCAAGUCUCUGUUUGAAGCCAUUGAAAUGGAUCAGGAUGCAAGAGGAAACCUGACUGUGCUGGAGCCCAACGGGGAGACCAGGCGCAUCUAAGAGGGGGCAGAAAACAGCCUCAGCCCUCAUGGGCUGAGUCACAAAUGAACUGGGGAACAGCCCCUGUUUUGGUAAAUACCCAGUUCCAAGUGCCAUGAACCCAGGAAGCUGCUGCCAAGUUGGAAGUGCAGAAAGACUCAACACCUACCCCAGCCCAGCUGAAGACCUGCAGCUACGGAGGAAGAGACAAGAAACAACUGGGAGUGUUUAAAUUUAGUGUAGCCAAGGUUUUCUGUUAGGUUUAGGACCACGGGAAGCUGGGAGAGGAAAGCUCGGAGGUCUUGGCCUCUGUGCAUCCCAUUUUGUGAGGUUUUAAUUGCUUUUAGACUUGAAUUAGCUGAGAUUAAACACAUGGGUUUAGGAUAGCUACAACAUUCUGGAACGAGACUUUAUCUGAUUUACCUAUUUCAGCCUUCACAAGGAAACAGUCUUGCUCUAAUACCUGUAAAUUCCUGCGUUAAUGAAGGGUUGGGUUUUCUCCUGUGUUCCAAGAAGGAAUUGCUGGCAUCGGCAUGGAUUCCUUGGCUCAGAUCCUGGUUGCACGUGCAAAGCUUCCUCUGCGCAUCGCUCUGGUGUCACUGUCCUUUGAAAGGGGACCUUCCCCAGUCACAUGAUUAAACCCUUUUCUGUCACA
Molecule: messenger RNA, 1853 nt
Organism: Neopsephotus bourkii (Bourke's parrot)
Lineage: Eukaryota; Metazoa; Chordata; Aves; Psittaciformes; Psittacidae
Gene: HPD
Product: 4-hydroxyphenylpyruvate dioxygenase
Exons: 12
Coding region: 281-1219 (312 amino acids)
Biological process (GO): L-tyrosine catabolic process
Cellular component (GO): endoplasmic reticulum membrane; Golgi membrane
Molecular function (GO): 4-hydroxyphenylpyruvate dioxygenase activity
Source: RefSeq, a predicted model, not a curated record